GUCGUUGACAUUACGUCAGUUCAAUAGUUUUCAGUUUUAGUGUGGCAUUUUUCCACAGUAAACAGACGUUUAGAAAGAAAUUGGUGGAAAGAAAGGAGAGUAUAGUUUUGGUUACUUUUGGUUUUGACCAAAAGACAUAUCGGUGUUUAAUGGUUUCGCUUCGAGAGAUCCUUCUCUCGGGCACGAAAAUGCCAUAGUAUGUUUGAGGUGCAUCAAUGUCAAGAGCGGCGAAGGAUGGUCUGCUGGAAGUCCUCAAGGAGGCAACAAACCGAGACUGUAACGGUAGAGACGAACAGGGAAUGACCCCGACCCUCUACGCCGCUUUCUACGGCAAUCUGGAAGCUUUGAGGCUCUUGUGCGGACGAGGCGGGGACCCCGACAAGGCCGACUAUUUCGGUAACACAGCUCUGCACCUGGCCGCUGCGCAGGGUCACGUGCGCGUGGUUACGUUCCUCGUCAAUUUCGGCGCGAAUAUUUACUGCACAGAUAUAGACGGUCGGACCGCGCAGGAAUUGGCCGGUAUUAACAACAGAGAGGACAUUUUGAGGUUCCUGGACGGCGUCUCCGCCAAGCUCGAGGCGAGCGACAAGCGCAAAGCGAAAACGAUGAAAGAAAAGGCGAAGGAAAGCGCGAAAAAGCGGAUAAAGGAAUAUAACAAGAGAAAGGCGAAAACCGAGCAACUGCACGAAAAACUCGAACGGCGCAAAACGAAAGAAUACAAACCUUCGAUGAUAAAUACGAUAAAGCAGCGUAUCAAGAGCGGUUCCAUGUCGAAUUUGUCGAACGUGCCGCCCGAAAGACGCAACACUUUUAGCGACAUCGUGAUGGGCGGAACGGUGAAAGGCACCAGGCCAAUGGGCACCGUCCAGCGAAAGAUUUUAGCGAACAAAAACAGCAGACUCGGUCAAAUGGCGGACGACGAUUUUAAGAUCAGUACGAUCCAAGACGGCAAGAGUUCGGUGAGUAAACUGACAGGCAUCAGGCGGGAUUCGGAGGUGAUGUACGGGGGCACUUUGCAACGUACCGCCUUCGAACCGCACAGAAGGGGCCGUCUCGAUGGCAUUUUCAACGAGGCGGAAGACGUGGACGGUCCAGGCGGAACUCCGCCCCCGAGUAACGGAAUGAUCAGGAGCAUGUCUCAGCCCGAUUUCCUGGCCGAGCUGGAACGGAACGGGGACAAGCCCGCUCAAGAACCUUCUAGCAUCUUUAUACGCCCUGGUAUGGGCAGUAUUGUUAUUAGAAAGAGUCUGAAUACGUUCGGCAGUUUCUAUCAGGGUGUCAAUCGCCAGGAGGAAAGUUCCAUAGGGUCGGGAGAGAGCUACGGCCAUAGCAGGGUAAUUACCGACGACGAAUUAUCUGAUUCGGAAACUAGCGAGGAGGAUAAUCCUAACGCGCCCCUGGAAAGGUUCUUAACCGCGUUCGGAUUGGGAGAGUACUUGACCCGAUUCGAGGAACAGAAGAUUGAUCUGGAUACAUUGCUUAUAUUAACUGAAAACGACCUCAAAAGCCUCAACUUGCCUUUAGGACCGUAUAGGAAACUCGUAAACGCUAUAAACGAACGCAAAGCCGCGUUAGAGAACCCCGGUGAAGUUACUGACAGUAUGCUGUAAUGUUUUCCUUUUCAGCGUCUAUUUCCGCGCAAACGGUUUAUAUAAUUUAUAUUCUUGGCCAAAAAACAAUAUAUUUUAUUUA
This is a messenger RNA of Cylas formicarius (sweet potato weevil), 1692 nucleotides long. It is a transcript of the gene Sans, whose product is annotated as pre-mRNA splicing regulator USH1G. The record is from RefSeq and is a predicted model, not a curated record. The transcript has 7 exons. NCBI's taxonomy places the organism in Eukaryota, Metazoa, Arthropoda, Insecta, Coleoptera, Brentidae. The coding region runs from base 216 to 1610 and encodes 464 amino acids. Gene Ontology annotation, molecular function: protein binding.